Messenger RNA from Stegostoma tigrinum, 4754 nucleotides. RefSeq names its product nuclear receptor coactivator 7. The record is from RefSeq and is a predicted model, not a curated record. Gene Ontology annotation, biological process: response to oxidative stress; regulation of transcription by RNA polymerase II. Lineage: Eukaryota; Metazoa; Chordata; Chondrichthyes; Orectolobiformes; Stegostomatidae. Gene Ontology annotation, cellular component: nucleus. The coding region runs from base 1483 to 4017 and encodes 844 amino acids. The transcript has 17 exons.
AAUGGCAGGCACCUGGAAUAUUGGGGUCAUUUUUACAGAAAGAACAUUGAUAUUUGGCAAAGCAGUCAUCCAGUCUGCAUUUUGUCAUCCCACUGCACAGGACGUCAUAGUGUGAGCAGCAAAUACAGUAUAGAUUGAAUAAAGGGCAGGUAAAUCACAUUUUCACCUGAAAGAUGUGUCCGGAGCAUUUAUUGAGGUAAAUUGGCAAUAUUGCACUUUCUGGGAUUUCAUGGGAAGGUGCUAUGGGGGUGUAGGGAGUGUAGGAGGAGUCAGGGUGUCCUGGAGGGAAUGGUCCCUACAGAAUGCUGACAAUGUGUCUAAUGUGGCAUCCCACUUGAGCUGGUGGAAAUGGUAGUUUAUGAUCCUUUGGAUAUGGAGGGUGGUGGACUGGAAAAUGAGAAUCAGAAAGACCAUACUAUUGUUGAUUAGAUUACCUACUGUGUGGAAACAGGCCCUUUGGCCCAACAAGUCCACACCGCCCCUUGAAGCAUCCCACCCAAACCCAGCGCCAUCCCCAUUCCCCUAUAACCCACAUACCCCUGAACACUACGGGCAAUUUAGCAUGGUCAAUCCACCUAGCCUGCACAUCUUUGGACUGUGGGAAGAAAUCCACGCAGACACGGGGAGAAUGUGCAAACUCCACACAGACAGUCGCCUGAGGCUGGAAUCGAACCCGGGUCCCUGGCACUGUGAGGCUGCAGUGCUAACCACUGAGCCACCGUGCCACCCUAAAGGAGUGAAGAGAGGCAGCUGAGCAUCCUGUUGACCCCAGUGGUGGGGAAUCUUCAGUUGAAGAAAAAUGUGAGCAUUUCUGGGGACUCCUUGCUGAAAGUGUCAUCAUCAGAACAGAUGCAACAAAGAUGGAGAAACUACAAGGGGGAGGAGGCCUUAAAGGAAGCAGGGUGGAUGGAUGUGUAGUCAGAAUAACUGUGGGAGUUGGUGGAUUCUUAAAGGAUAUCAGUAACCAGCGUAUCCCAGAAAUAGCAAUGGAGAUGCCAAGGAAGGAAAAAAAGGAGUCCGAAGUGGACCGGGUAAAGAGAUAGAGUCACGGGGAUGGACCCAAGGAGGAUGGGGAAAAAAGUGUUACAUGUAACCCCCAAAAAGACGGGUUAACUGGGUGCCCGUGGCCACACCUUUGACUUGAAGAAAGUGAGAAAAUGUAUAAAUAACUGCAGUGGUCCUCGCUGAUCAGGAAAGGAAAGCAGCAGGCAAAUUACCUUGGUAACGAUGGUGAAGUAACCAAAACAAGGGAGUGAGACAUCCAUUGUUGAGAGGUGGCAACUGAAAGUUUACUUCUGAGAAUAACAGGAGCAGAGAGAAUUCUCCAGAGGACUGUGUACGUGAUCCCUACAGAAUCUUACCAUUAUGUGUACCUCAGUUGGGUCAAAUGGUUAUCUGUGCAAUGAAUAAGGAUGAAUUCUAUAGACGCCAGGAGUGAAGCAGUGUAAUGUCACUUCAUGACCUUGUAAUGCCAACAUAAGAAUGGAUCUCAAGGAACAGAGGCAGGAGAAAAGGCAAGAAUAUUUUUCUGGUGUGAAAACAAGGUUAAAGAAGAAAUUCAAACAGACUAGAGCCAUCUCUGCGAAGUCUCCAGGGAAUGAAUAUAAAAACAACAAGAUGGCCUCCACCACAAAGGAUGCAGCUGGGUCAAAUUCUGCACCUUGUUCUUCUGUAAUGAAUCCAUCAGGAAGAACACGGAGUUCUGAUUUUCAGCAAUAUUAUUCAAUGGAAAAUCAAACAGAAGAGAAGAAUGUUCGGAAAUUAAUCCACGAGAAACCAGUGGGUACAAUGGAAUACAGAGCAGGAGUGGAGGACACACUGUGUAGCAUAGCCCUGAAGUUCAACAGUACACCAAAUCAACUGGUCCAAUUAAACAAGUUGUAUUCACGAAGUAUUGUUCCAGGGCAGCAGCUGUAUGUUCCUGAUCCAGAACUGAGUGAAGAUAGCCCCAUAUCCUCAAGUCCCAGGCAGUCACAGACUCUUUCUUCAUCGGAUAUGCAGUAUGACAAACCUUUGGAUGCUGUUUCAACAGAAAUGUCCAGUCUACAGUGGUACAGCUCCCAACACUCCAUACCCAGCUGCUUGUCCCCUGUGUGGGAUGAAGUACCCUUUUCUGAAAGAUUCCUGAAAAUCUGUUGCAGAUAUUUUACAGAUGGAAAGGGUGUUAUAAUGGGAAUCCUACUCCUCACUCCAAAAAAGAUAUUUUUUGAUCCAUACAAAUCCCAUCCUCUUGUUGUUGAAAAUGGCUGUGAAGACUAUUUAUUUUCUUGUGACAUGGAGUCACUCAUUUCAGCAAUGUCUCAUAAAGAUGUUUCUCAAAUGAAAGUUUGCAUCUCUUCUCCCUUAAAGAAGGCUUCUGUUCAGUCUCAAACUGGAAGAAAUACUGCUAACAUCUACCGUAGGAAAUCUCAUCCAAUUAGUUUAGUAGCUCCGACCAAACACAAUACCCAAUGUAUGAAGAUGAAAAGAACAGAUUCAGUUCCUGUUGAUCAAGGAACUGAAGCUUCAACAAAAUUUAGCAGCAUAUGCCACUCGUGUCCAGAUUCUCUCAGUCACAUUGAUGAGAAAUCGUCUAAUGAAACUGCAGAUUUGCAGCACAGUGUAACAUGCCAGGAUCUGGAAGAACAUGGUGAAACUGAAUAUAAAGAAACAUUUACUAUUCCAAACAGAACAAAAUGGGGAGGAGAUAAGUUAAUAGCAGAGAAUGAGAAUUAUUGUGAUGAACAAAGCAUAAGAGAAAGAAAAUUUGGACCAAAUGAAGAUUAUCAUGGCAACCAACAUUUAACUCAUGCACUGACAGAGGAGAUGUUACACAAAGAAAUUAAACUAGAGAAACUCUGUAAUGCCAACUGUGACGGAGAUGAUAAAACCGCAGCUUUUUGUGAGAUAAACCUGUUAGAUCAUGGAUAUCCUGAAUAUCCAUGGAGUCACAGUGGAGAAAACACAGAAGGGAAACUGCUUUGCAGUGAACUAUCUAGAUUGAAGAAAGAAGAGGUCUGCUGUGCAAUCAACAAAACCAAAGAUGAUCUGUUUAGUGAGUAUGAUAAACAGAAGAUCCACACAAAGGAUAGAUUACCCAAACUGGCACAGAAGCAUGGGUUGAAACAAGACCUGCAUCACUCAGAAGAUGAGGAAGACAAAUUUCAAUUGAUGUUUUUAUGUCUGAAAGUCAGACUUCCCAAGAAAGGGAGAAAUCUGCUUAAAUUUGGAACAACCACACCUCAGGAUAUGAGCCAGAAUGAACCUGAAGAAUACUGGUUUGCAAUGACCCAGGAAAAAGUGGCUGAAUUACAUGAAUACCUGAAACAUUGGCGACCUGAUAUUUAUUUACCUGAAGCAAUGGGUGACAUGCAAUUCAGUGACUUUGUUCUCCUCGAUGGGAAGUGUGCAUUCCCCUUGAAUGAGAAGUUUUUUGAUGGAGUUUUUGAUGAAUGGGAGAUUAUAUCUGUGGAGGAUGACCCAAUGAAACACUGCAAAGAAAUCUUUGAUUCAGAAUUUGGGAAUAUGGCACCUAUCCUUCAGGGGAAAAGCAACUUACUGGAACCUUUUCAUAUUGACAAGAUUUCAAAAUACUUACCACCUAGAACAGUGGGGCAUCCAUGGCUACUGGCAUACAGCACAUCCCUGCAUGGCUUUAGUCUGAAAACCCUAUACCGCAAAGUGGCCAAUGCUGACUCACCAGUACUACUGGUUUUAAAGGACACAUGUGGUCAGGUGUUUGGUGCUUUAACUUCUCAUCCACCAAGGCCUAGUGAUCGUUUCAAUGGGACAGGAGAAACCUUUCUAUACACCUUCAAUCCUGAUUUUAAGAUCUUCCAAUGGACUGGAAAUAAUUCUUUCUUCACAAAAGGAAGUUCAGACUCACUUGCAAUAGGAGGAGGAAGUGGACACUUUGGUCUAUGGUUGGAUGAAGAUCUCAAUCAUGGAAGAAGCAAUCCUUGUGAAACAUUCAACAACGUUGUACUAUCCAAAAACGAAGAUUUCAAGGUGCAGGAUCUUGAAGUGUGGACAUUCUGAUAACUGUCUAGUCAUGAUCACUAUAUCUAAACAACAUUCUUAAGUCCUGAUUUAAUGCAUGUACUGAGACAGUUUGUAAAGUUGUAGCAAGACAAGUGCAGCAUCAUGUCUGAUAUGGCCUGAGUUUAAGGAAGCUUGCAUGACCUGUAACAACAGUUGCUAACCUGACAGCAGUGAAGCUUUAUAGCCCAAGGCUCCCUUUAAAUUGUACUUUUGUCCAGAGCCAUUUUAGACACUCAUGCAUUGCCAAUGUAAGUGAGGUGUAGUCAUGAAUAAUAUUCAUUUAAUUACUAUCUUGCUGCUAAACUAUUCCAACAUAUCCAUUUAAAGCUACUUGUGCAAUUCUGACAAUCCACGUAUAGGGGAAAGCAAAUUUACCCACAAUCCCAUACAAGUGAAUGAUAUCAGCCAUGGUCCAGACCAAUCUUGCACCAAGUGCUUUUUUUUUGUAUUAACCUGCACACCUAUUGGUGUGAAUGCAUGUUUAUUAUAUGGCCUUAAAUUUUAUGCUGCUAACUUUGAAAACUGGAAUAUAUGCUUAGAGGAUCAAAUAUUUAUUGUUUGUGUAUAUAUCUCUACAUAUGGAGCUCUUUGCUUAAGUUCAUGUUAGAAAUUCAUUAAAAAUCUUGCUAUAAUGGUGAAGAACAAUGUUAAUUAUCAUGACAUCUCAAAAUAUGUCACAGCUUUUAAUUCAUGAAGCAUAGAUGCUCCUGAAAUGAAAAUAAGCUAUUAGCAUU